AUGGCACAGGAAUACCCGCGACCCGACUUCCAGCGCAAUCCGCUGCGCUGGCAAUCGCUUAAUGGGCCCUGGGACUUUAUCUUUGACGACGACGACGCUGGCCUUGCGGCAAAGUGGCACCAGAGCGGCUUGCCGGCCUCUGUCAGCGUGUCCGCCAAGGAGGCCAGUGCCGACACCAGCUCUUCCUCUCAAGCCGAGAGCAUCACCCAAAAGAUCGCCUCGGGGACCCAGGAGCUGAUCAAGGGCAACAUCCUCGCCAGCACUACUACGGAGCACCAGAAGCGCAAGAUCGAAGUGCCCUUUGUCUUCCAGUCUCCCGCCAGCGGCAUCAACGAGCGCGGCGUGCAUGAAGUCCUCUGGUACGAGCGUUCCAUCGAGGACCUGCGCGAGAGCCAGAGCGACAGGCUGGUCCUGCGCUUCGGAGCGGUCGACUACGUUGCCAAGGUGUGGGUGAACGGCCAGCUCGUGGGGGGGCAUCGCGGCGGCCACGUCCCCUUUGAGAUUGACGUCUCGGACGCCGUCGCGCACGGACAGCCCUCGAGGCUUACCGUGCGGGUGUACGACUCUGCGUACGACUUGACGCAGCCACGAGGCAAGCAGUACUGGGGCGCCAAGCCUGAGAGUAUUUUCUACACGCCCAGCGGUGGCAUUUGGCAGAAUGUCUGGUUGGAGGUGGUGCCACCAGCCAGGAUCGCGGAUUCCUCGCAUGGCACCAUCAUUCGAUCCAACGACAUUGCGUCGGGCAAACUUCACAGCAACAUCGCCAUCACGGGGCGCCGAGCCGGGCAGAAGCUGGGCGUCGAGAUGGCAGCUAGCUUCCACGGCGUCGAGGUGGGCAAGUCCGAGCUCGUGCACCUGGCCCGCGACAGCGACUCGGCUUCCGUAGAUCUGAGCCUUCGCCUGUCCAAGGAGAAGAUCAACCUUCUCACGGCCGAGAUGCAAAAGGGACUGGACGACCCCUUUAUCUGGCGCGACGGGCUGGCCCUUUGGUCCCCUGAGCAUCCCCAUCUCUACGACCUGACUCUCCGACUCGUGGACACCAGCAGUGGCAAUGUGCUUGAUGCCGUCGAGACGACGACAGGCAUGCGCUCCCUCAACUGGACCACGGGAGACGGGACUUUCCGGCUCAACGACAGGCCCUACUUCCAGGCCCUGUGCUUGGACCAGGGCUACUGGAAGGACACGUUCAUGACACCUCCAUCGCCGGCGGCGCUGCGCACCGACGUUGAGCUCGGCAAGCGAAUGGGCUUCAACGGCUGCCGCAAGCAUCAAAAGGUCGAGGACCCCCUCUUCUACUACUGGGCCGACAAGCUGGGCUACCUCGUCUGGGGCGAGAUGGCCAACGCCUACCAGUUCAGCAGCGAGUACGUCGAGCGCUACAACCAGGAGUGGGAGGAGGCCGUCAAGCUGGUCAUCAACCGACCGUGUGUCGUCACCUGGACCCCCGUCAACGAGUCUUGGGGCUACACCGACCUCAAGAACGACGUCACGCAGCGCAAUCACAUCCGCCAACUGUACUACGCGACCAAGACCCUGGAUCCCACCAGGAGCAUCAACGACAACUGCGGCUGGGAGCACGUGCUGACGGACCUGACCACCUUCCACGACUACGCGGACGGACCGGAGCUGGAGAAGACAUGCGCCUCGCUCAAGCUGAUCCUCGGCGACAAGGCCGGCCGCGAUCUGUUCACCGCCGCCGUGCCAGGGGACGCUGGAUGCCAGCAUGUCGCCGGCGCGCCGGUCAUGUGCACCGAGUUUGGCGGCGUCAACAUCAAGCCGCAGGACGGCGAAGAGCGGGACUGGGGGUACACCACGGCCAGUGAUCCGGAGGAUCUGCUGCAGCGUGUGCGGAAGCUUGUCGAGGGCGUCACAAAGGGCGGGCACUGCUGCACAUUUGUCUACACACAACUGGCCGAUAUAGAGCAGGAAGCCAACGGUCUCUACUCCUUUGACCGCGAAGAGAAGCUCGACUCGAGCAAGGUUCGGGCACUCAUGGAGGAGGCCAUCAAGGGUUACUAUGCGAAACUGAAAGUGUAA
Messenger RNA from Emericellopsis cladophorae, 2037 nucleotides. Its product is annotated as Beta-galactosidase-like protein. Lineage: Eukaryota; Fungi; Ascomycota; Sordariomycetes; Hypocreales; Bionectriaceae. The coding region runs from base 1 to 2037 and encodes 678 amino acids. The transcript is spliced from 2 exons. Gene Ontology annotation, molecular function: hydrolase activity, hydrolyzing O-glycosyl compounds. Gene Ontology annotation, biological process: carbohydrate metabolic process. The record is from RefSeq and is a predicted model, not a curated record.